AUGGCUGGUCAUAGCAAUUCCAAUGCGAGAAAUGAUGGUCAAGCUGGUGUACCUUCUGCAUACAGAGGAGUCCGGAAGAGGAAAUGGGGCAAAUGGGUGUCUGAAAUCCGCGAACCGGGGACCAAGAACCGUAUCUGGCUAGGCAGUUUCGAGACUCCUGAAAUGGCUGCAACCGCAUACGACGUUGCAGCAUACCAUUUCAGAGGACGAGAGGCUCGUCUCAACUUCCCUGAGCUAGUCAGCAGCCUGCCACGUCCUGUAGACUCUACCUCGGACAGCGUUCGCAUGGCAGCUCAUCAGGCAGCACUCUGCCUCAGAACCGAACCAGUAGAGUCAGCCAUGAUGCAAGUGGACACCUCAAGCACUAUCCCCUCCAGCGUUAGUCCCCCGAUGGUCAGACUCUCUCCGAGAGAGAUUCAAGCGAUCAACGAGUCGACUUUGGGAUCUCCAACCAUGUUGAUGGAUUCAACAUAUGACUCAAUGGCGUUUGCAAAUGAUUUUGGGAUGAAUGUUUGGGACUCGUACCAGACUGACUCUCUUUGGGACCCAUAA
Molecule: messenger RNA, 552 nt
Organism: Microthlaspi erraticum
Lineage: Eukaryota; Viridiplantae; Streptophyta; Magnoliopsida; Brassicales; Brassicaceae
Source: the annotation of a GenBank genome assembly